CAGGAAAUCAAGUUCCUGGAUAAUUACCCCGCCUACGAUUGAUUUUACGAACAGUCAUCUCUCGUAGAAACAUUAAUUGAUCCCCAAAUCCUGUCAAUUGGAGCAGAAAGAGAUACAGUUCCCCUAGUAGACACGAUGGUAUCCUUCAUCCCUUCCAUCGAUCUGACUAAGUACGCAACCACAAUUCAAGGCUUGACACCGAAAGAACUUAGUUACAUUGGAGUCGUGCAUGCGCAAGUGGAGACAGCCACCCUCGACAGUGCUUUCGCAUACCUCUACGAAACACUAAAACUAUACCAGACCUACUUCGAUGUUUCUAAGCUCGACUUGAUUGAUGACAUCGUUUCCCUCCUUGACUCCGGCGCAUCAAAAGUGUUCGUCAGCAGUUUACAAUUAGAGCGCUUGAAGGCCAUCGAGAAUUUGGACUUCGAUCGUGUCGUACUUGCCAUCUCUGGCGAAAGAAGAGACGAGAUCAUCGAUACAAUAUCAGGCACCAGUGUGGGAGUAUAUUUCCACGCAGUAAAAGACGCAGAGAUCGUGGAGGCUUGGCUGAAAGAAUACGGUACGGAUCGACCUGACGUCUAUGUGUCGUUCGCGCAGCCAUCUUCUGAGCAUCUCUUGAAGGUAACGGCGCUUUCUGCCAUUUCUAUCACCCCAGCAACCCUCCUCACAGUCGACACUGAGGCCAAUCCAACCCUGAUAAGCGUCGCGACUUUACUCCUUGCGAACGCGAAGAGUGACCGACCGGAUGGCUUAUUCACAACUCUGGUCACCGACGAGAGAGGAAUUGCACUUGGACUAGUAUACAGUAAUGCAAAGAGUGUGGCUGAAAGUCUCCGGACGGGCCGAGGUGUAUACUGUAGCCGCAAAAGAGGUCUUUGGUACAAGGGCGAAAGUAGCGGUGAUAUCCAGGAGCUUGUGCGAGUUGAGCUGGAUUGUGACCAAGACUGCCUAUGCUACGUUGUACGACAGAAAGGCCGAGGCUUUUGCCAUCUGGCAACUCCUACCUGCUUUGGUGCAUAUAGAGGUCUAUCAAAAUUGCAACGAACACUGCAGAGCCGUAAAGAGUCUGCGCCGGAAGGAUCAUACACUUCGCGGCUGUUCAAUGAUCCCGAGCUAUUGAACGCAAAAAUCAUGGAGGAAGCAAACGAGCUUUGCGAGGCGAAGACAACUUCAGAAGUUGCAUUUGAAGCAGCUGAUGUUAUGUACUUUGCUCUCACAAAAUGUGUCGCCGCUGGUGUAUCACUUGAAGACGUUGAACGGAAUCUCGACCUGAAAAGCUUCAAGGUAAAACGAAGAAAAGGCGAUGCUAAAGGACCAUGGGCGCAGAAACUCGAUUCCCAGAACGGCGCAUCACAGGAGCCUGAAGAGAAAGAGAUAUUGAAGGAGGCUGCAUCCGUGCCGAAGGGUGUUCAUGAUCCAGCAGGACUUCAAAACGGCAGAAUACAAAUGCGACGCUUCACAACGGCAACAGAUUCUCUCGAAACCAUCUCAGAUGUUCUAAAAAGACCUUCGCAACGUUCUACAGAGAAAAUCAUGGGAAUUGUCAAACCUAUCAUUGAAAAUGUACGAACAAGAGGAGAUGUCGCGGUUUUGGAUUACACGCACAAAUUCGAGAAAGCGACAUCACUCACGAGUCCAGUCUUAAAAGCGCCGUUUCCUGCAUCCUUGAUGCGACUACCUCCUGAAACGAUCGAGGCGAUUGACAUAUCCUUCGAGAACAUUCGUCGCUUCCAUGCUGCGCAGAAGGAAGAGAAACCGCUGAUAGUCGAGACUAUGCCCGGCGUAGUCUGUUCUCGGUUUUCAAGACCAAUAGAAGGCGUAGGUCUGUACGUCCCUGGAGGCACUGCCGUGCUCCCAUCCACAGCCCUGAUGCUUGGUGUCCCUGCUAUGGUUGCAGGGUGCAAACGUAUUGUACUCGCUUCACCACCUCGUUCCGAUGGAUCUAUCACACCCGAAAUUGUAUAUGCAGCGCACAAGGUUGGCGCCGAGAGCAUCGUCCUUGCCGGCGGUGCUCAAGCAGUCGCUGCAAUGGCGUACGGGACGGAGAGCAUCAGCAAAGUGGACAAGAUACUAGGACCAGGUAACCAAUUUGUGACAGCCGCCAAGAUGCUCGUAUCGAACGACACGUCGGCCGGAGUCAGCAUUGACAUGCCUGCUGGCCCAAGUGAAGUUCUUGUCGUGGCUGACUCGACGGCCGAUCCAUCGUUCGUGGCAUCGGAUUUGCUGAGUCAGGCCGAGCAUGGUGUAGACUCUCAAGUCAUCUUGAUUGCUGUGAAUCUGGCAGAAAAGGAGCUCCAAGCCAUCGAGGAUGAGCUUCAUACCCAAGCGAAUGCUCUACCUCGCGUUGACAUCGUACGUGGAGCUAUCAGUCACUCUGUGACCCUUGUAGUCAAGGACAUUAGAGAAGCAAUGGUCAUGAGCAAUCAAUAUGCGCCUGAACACUUAAUCUUACAAGUCAAGGAUGCUGAGCAAGUAGUUGAUUUGGUAGAGAAUGCUGGUAGUGUCUUUGUCGGACCCUGGACCCCUGAAAGUGUUGGUGAUUACUCUGCUGGUGUAAAUCACUCUCUUCCAACUUAUGGGUAUGCCAAGCAGUACUCAGGAGUCAAUCUAGGGUCAUAUGUUAAACAUAUCACUAGCGCCAACCUCACCAAAGAAGGUCUGCAGAAUGUGGGCCCUGCAGUGAUGCAAUUAGCGAAGGUUGAGGAACUGGAGGCUCACAGAAGAGCUGUUUCUAUCCGUCUGGGAUUGUAAGUGUAUCAUGUUCAAUGUUGUGCAUAUUUUACGUUGCCCUCGUAGCCACAUAAUCGGUUUUGGUAUAUACACACUAUAGAGUUAUUUGAUUUCGCCAUAGAACAUAUAUGUAAGUUCAGGAGCAACAAAAUUAUAGUUUAUGAACUCAUUAAGUCUACUACCGACGACAUAUGUACUCUACGUUCAUCCGGAAGCCACAUAUCAUCUGGCUGGUUGUACUCCUGCGUCUGGCGCACAGUGUCACAUAGCCGCAAAUCAUUCUUAAUUCAUUUCACG
Molecule: messenger RNA, 3030 nt
Organism: Pseudovirgaria hyperparasitica
Lineage: Eukaryota; Fungi; Ascomycota; Dothideomycetes; Acrospermales; Acrospermaceae
Product: tri-functional histidine biosynthesis protein
Exons: 2
Coding region: 136-2754 (872 amino acids)
Biological process (GO): L-histidine biosynthetic process
Cellular component (GO): cytoplasm
Molecular function (GO): metal ion binding; NAD binding; histidinol dehydrogenase activity
Source: RefSeq, a predicted model, not a curated record